Penicillium pulvis is the source of this 1242-nucleotide messenger RNA. RefSeq lists its product as uncharacterized. Gene Ontology annotation, molecular function: mannose-6-phosphate isomerase activity; zinc ion binding. NCBI's taxonomy places the organism in Eukaryota, Fungi, Ascomycota, Eurotiomycetes, Eurotiales, Aspergillaceae. Gene Ontology annotation, cellular component: cytosol. The transcript has 4 exons. Gene Ontology annotation, biological process: GDP-mannose biosynthetic process; carbohydrate metabolic process. The record is from RefSeq and is a predicted model, not a curated record. The coding region runs from base 1 to 1242 and encodes 413 amino acids.
AUGGCGGACGGUGUAUUGGAACUUGUCUGCGAAUGCAAGCAUGACCCAUGGGGUAAAUUAGGGAAAGAUUCUCUCGCGGGUAGAUUAUGGUCACACAUGCCUGAUGCAGGAGAGCUGGACGACUCCGAGACCUAUUCUGAGAUGUGGAUGGGUACAUAUCCGACUGUACCAUCACGAGUUCGUGCUACAGGAGAAUCGCUUUUAGAGCAUCUCAAAAAGAAUCCCGAUCUUGUCGGAGAGUCAAUUUGCCGUAGUAGAUACGGCGCCGAUAUACCUUUCCUCCCGAAGAUUUUGUCUUUUGCAAAAGCACUUCCUCUUCAAAUCCAUCCAGACAAAGCUUUGGCCGAGCAGUUGCACAAGAAAAACCCGGAAAAGUUCGGCGACACAAAUCACAAGCCUGAGAUCGCGAUCGCAUUGUCUCGCUUUGAGGCAUUUGUUGGAUUUAAACCCCUCGCCGACAUUGCUGAGCUUGUGCGAAUGGAGCCAUUGGAGUCACUGGUGCCAGAGCACACUGAGUUCAAUGACGAGACAUUACGACAGCUCUGCACGAAUCUGCUCAGUUUAUCCCCGGAGGCUGUGUCUGACAUAGUCACAAAACUACAAAACAGUCCUUUGUCUGAGUUUGGAAAUGACCACAAAGUCACAUCAGGAAAUGAUCACGAAGUCACUUCACUUCUCCGUCGACUUAACGAGCAAUACCCCACGUCGGACAAUGGAAUUCUAGUCGCUACACUUCUAAUGAACUACAUGAUCUUGCAGCCUGGGGAGGCAGUAUGUGUCCCGGCUGAUAGCAUCCAUGCAUACCUAUCUGGAGACAUCAUGGAGUGCAUGGCGCGAUCAGACAAUGUCUUAAACACAGGCUUCUGCCCACGACCUGAUCGUGAUGAUGUUGGCUUGUUUGCGGAAGCUCUUUCAUUUAAACCACACAGCCCAGAAGAAUCUUUGCUUGAAAAGAAGACAAGUCAAAUUGGCUUGAAAGGACGGACUACUGAAUAUUCGCCUCCAAUUAGCGAGUUCAAUGUUCUAGGCGUCACCCUGCGUCCCAAGGAAAUUGAAGCUCAUCGCGUAAUCCAAAGCCCCAGCAUUUUGGUUGUAACUCAAGGUUCCGGGGGGAUGGCUGUGAGCGAUGGGUCCUUCCACGAGUUAAAGGAAGGGAGCGUCUACUUCGCUGCCAUUGACGCAGAGUUGAAAUUCUCGACUGACGCUGGUUUGACAUUGUAUCGAGCAUACGCCACCUUUUAA